AUGACCGCGGAGCUCCAAAGGCUCCACGCGGACAUGGAAGUGCGUCCUAUGAUACAAUGCUUAAGAGACCUUUACCAGGGUCAGCCCCAAAACUCAGGAAUUUACGUUAUCGAAGUCAAUAUGUCUGAUAUCACCUCUUGGGUGAUGGAUACUGGAUGUGGUUCUCACAUCUGUACUUCUAUGCAGAACUUGCAUGAAUGUAGACAAUUGACGGAGGGAGAGAUACAACUAAAAGUUGGCAAUGGUGCACUCGUCUAUGCAUUGGCCGUCGGAACCUAUAGUUUAUCUCUACCUAGUGGUCUAAUAUUGCAUUUGAAUAAUUGUCUGUUUGUACCUAGUAUGAGCAGAAACAUCAUUUCUGUAUCCUGCCUUGACAAAGCAGGAUUUUCAUUCGUUGUAAAAGACAAAAUUCUUUCUGUCUUUAGAAAUGAUAUAUUUUAUGCAAGUGCAAAAAUGACCAACUGUCUCUAUUUCCUUGACAUGGAUACCGCAUUAUAUAACUUGGAGCCUAAAUCUGAUAAAGUAAUUUUUGUGGGAUACCCCAAGGAAACUAGAGGGUAUGAGUUCUAUCAUCCAUCCGAUAACAAAAUUUUCGUUGCUCGGAACGGAACCUUCCUUGAGAAGGAGUUUCUUUCUGCUAUCACUAGUGGGAGAAAGGUAGACCUCGAAGAAAUUCGAGAACCACAAGAGGAAAUCCCGAUAGUGUUGGAACCUGAGCAAAGAGAUCAAGCAAUUGAACCUCAAACUGCUCAAGAUAUACCACGUAGGUCAGACCGGAUACGUAAUCCUCCGGUCAGAUAUGGAUUUCUCAUGUCUGAUGAAGGUGACGUCUUACUGCUGUCCAUACAAUCGCGUAAGCUCGGAGAUCAAUUUCACCUGUGUGUUCAAAUCUAUCCAAUGACGUCGCCUAAUCAUCUCGAUGAUGAGGAUGACUUUGGCGGCGAUUUCUCCGGAACACGGCGUCCAGGGUCUAAGAGAAGCUUUGGAGAGCUCGAUGAUGAAAAAGAGGAUAUUUUUGGCUCCAAGAAGGGUAACAUAAGAUCGGAAGAAACUGCUCCAGGUGCUGCAACCGGGACAAUAUUGUCCCUUCGCGAGAGUCUCAAGAACUGUGAAGAAACACUUGCAACUUGUCAGUCGGAACUUGAAGCUGCAAAGUCUGAAUUACAAAAGUGGCAUUCUUCCUUUCUGAGGGAACCUUUCAUAGCUUCUGGGUCCACCCCUGAACCUAGAAUUGUGGUCAACUAUGUGCAUAACCUAAGGUCAUCUGAAGAGUUAUUACAGGAACAGCUGGAGAAAGCCAAGAAAAAAGAAGCUGCUUUUAUAGUCAAUAUUGCAAAGCGAGAUCAAGAGAUAUCAGAGUUGAAGUCUUCCCUUCGUGACCUCAGGGCUCAACUUAAACCACCAUCCAUGCAGGCAAGGAAGUUAUUGUUAGACCCAGCAAUUCAUGAAGAGUUCACACGAUUAAAGAAUUUGGUAGAUGAGAAGGAUAAAAAGGUCAAGGAGUUGCAAGACAAUAUUGCUGCGGUAAAUUUUACCCCGCAAAGCAAGAAUGGGAAGUUGUUAAUGGCUAAGUGCAGGACUCUACAAGAGGAGAAUGAGGAGAUCGGUAAUCAAGCUAAUGAAGGAAAGAUGCAUGACAUGGCAAUGAAACUAGCAUUGCAAAAGUCACAGAACGCAGAACUUAGAAGUCAUUUGGAAGGGUUGUGCAAGCAAAUAGAGGGACUGACUAAUGAUGUUGAAAUAUCUAAUGAAAUGGUAUUUAUAUUGCAAGAGAAGCUGGAAGAAAAGGAUGCGGAUAUCAGAAGGUUGAGAAAAGAGAUGGAGAAGGAGAAAGAACCACAUGACAUUGUCAAGGAGGAGGAAAAACGCUCCUCGGAUGAUAUUAUGAUUGCCGCCACCAUUGAAGAAGUGCCAAGUUAACUAUGGGCUUGGGUACUAAAGUUAACAAAAUUCCUUGGUGUGUUCUAUUGUGUUACAAAGCUUCUUCAACGACUCAUAAAUCUUUAUUCAAGAUAUUCAAACUGUUUUGGCCUUUUGUAUUAGAACCUUAAAAGCUAACAUUUUAUCAUGUGUUUGCUUUUCCAAUUGUUUUCAAAGUCCAUAUUUCCGUUUGGUACACAGAAUUCAAGCAUGAAAUUGGAACUGAAGACUUCAUUUCUAAUUUUGUUGUUUGAAAGCACAAAAAUAUAUGGAAUUGGAAUUU
This is a messenger RNA of Cuscuta campestris, 2203 nucleotides long. The record is from the annotation of a GenBank genome assembly. NCBI's taxonomy places the organism in Eukaryota, Viridiplantae, Streptophyta, Magnoliopsida, Solanales, Convolvulaceae.